AUGGCUGAUUUGUGCGAUUCAGUAACUGCUUUGGACUACCUCGAGUCACAGCUCGAACUCGAGAAAGAGGCUCGGGAGAUAAUGCCGUUCGAACCAGACACAUGUACAUACCCAAAGGUGCUUCGACAGCUGGUGUUCGCGUGUCUUACGUGUCUGGAACAUAAUAAUGGUAACGAGAUUGGAGUCUGUUACCUGUGUCUGAUUCAAUGCCACUCUACGCACGAGUUAGUGGAGCUAUUUAGUAAACGUAACUUUGUCUGUGACUGUGGUACUACACGCAUGGGAAAUGGCCUUGCAUGUUCUUUAAGGUACGGGAAACUGGAUACCAGUGUGCCAAGGGUGUCGCGAAUGAGGACAGGGUCUGGGCUGCAGCCAGAAUCCUUUCAUUUCCCUAAGGUAGACCUACCCAAGGCUGAAGAUAUUCCAAGUCUGGAGAAUCUGUAUAACCAAAACUACAAAGGAUUGUUUUGCAGCUGCUCUACAAAGUAUGACCCGGAUGAUGAAAGUCGUACAAUGCAUCAAUGCUAUUUUGGAGAAGUGUGUGGAGAAGACUGGUAUCAUCAGGAUUGCAUUUUAGGUUUCCGAGUCGAUAAAAACGAAGACAAAGAUGAUAAUUCAGAACAAACUGUCCCUCAUUUUCCUGAACUAGACCUGUUUUCGGAGUUUAUUUGUUGGAAAUGUGUGGCAAUGUACUCUUCCGAGUUCAAAGAGUUAGCGAAAAGAAUUGACAUUGUUUCGCAUACGCGACCUCAUUAUCAUGGUAUGAGCUCGGCAGAUCAAUGGUUUCAUAAAUGGAAGAAUGUUCCUGAAGAAUCGGCUGCGAAGAGAAUCCGAUUGGAGGAGGGGAAAUCUAGCGAGAGACACCACGAGCAGUCGUCUCUAUUCUUGGCAGGCAAUUUCAAAUCCCACUUAAACGAUAUGUACAAUUCCCUACCUCAAGAUUCAUCCCUUCGCAAACUAUUACAUGCAAAUGCAUUUCUCUACGAAGAAGACCCUGUUUAUGAACCGGAAGAAGACUCAUCUGAAGCUACUGACGUAGGCACCUUGUUCGAACUAGGGUCGUCAGCUCUUCUGAGCUUACCAGCACCACAUGCCUUAGAAGGUUUACAAGCCUACGACACAAUGAAGCAGAAAUUGAGCAAUUUCUUCAAAGGCUUUGUUGAUCAAAACAAGGUGGUGACCGAAAAGGAAGUCAAGGAAUUCUUCGGAAAGAUGAAGAAAGAUAAUUAA
Messenger RNA from Australozyma saopauloensis, 1230 nucleotides. RefSeq lists its product as uncharacterized. Gene Ontology annotation, molecular function: zinc ion binding; ubiquitin protein ligase activity. NCBI's taxonomy places the organism in Eukaryota, Fungi, Ascomycota, Pichiomycetes, Serinales, Metschnikowiaceae. The record is from RefSeq and is a predicted model, not a curated record. Gene Ontology annotation, cellular component: cytoplasm. The coding region runs from base 1 to 1230 and encodes 409 amino acids. The transcript has a single exon.